CAACGAUACCCAAUCCCUCUCCUGUCUCGUUGCUCCGCUCGUUUAGCGGAUCCCAUCGUCCGUUCUCCGACGUUUUACCUCGCCCGGCUCACGCGCACCUCCCUGCUCCCGCCUCCUUCCUCCCGAUUCCCUUUCCCUUUCCCUUUCCCUUGCCCUUUUGUCAGCCGACCAUGAUCAUGCCAUGAGGCCUCGCCUGGACGCAUAAGAACGAGAACUAGGGCUUUCUGAAGAUGACAUUUCUAAUCAUCUAGGGUUUCCCUACCGCCAUCAUGGUGCACAUCUCCGAGAUCACCGACGGCGCCGCCGCCUCCGCCAAGGAAGAUGAGAAAGAUGUCUCAGAGACGCUCUUGGCUGCUGUACAUACCUCCGUCGAACAAGACAGCUCCACCCACGGAUUGGAGCAGCCCCCUCCGCAGGUCCAGGAGCCUGCCUCCCCGUUUGAGCAGAACGAACCACCGCCACUUCCACUGCUGCUUCCUCCCCAGGAGACUCCCUUAGAGCCAGAUGAGGCUGUUCGUCCUCCGCCACUGGAGCCAGAGCCGGAGCUGGCACCGGCGUCAGUGUGUCCGUCUGCCUCUGUGCCGCUGGAUAGUUCUCAGAUCGUGGCUCCAGCCCCUGCCACUGCUUCUUCCGACGUCAAAGUCCCCUAUAAUGAGUACGCUCUCCGCGUUGCCUACAUCAUGCGCAGCUACCUCAACAUGCGGUCCAGUGGGGCCGCCGCCGACUUCGCUUCUGCCGGUUCCAAUGGGGAGUCCUGCUGCAGGGCGAUGAUGGAAGUGACUCGGAAGGAGAAUGGGCGAUGGGGAGUAUCAAAAGUUGAGACUGAGCACACUCACCUGCUUGACCCGCCACAGGACCUUGCGAGCACACUAGCUACUGGUGGUCUGGUUCCCGUUUUAGGCAUGGAGUUUGACUCCAUUUCAGCUGCUAAGCAGUACUAUAGUGCUUACAGUGAGAAGAUGGGUUUCCAGUCCAAGACAGGCUCAGGGAAGAAGUCGAGGGGGACGAGGCUCUUGCUCAUGCAGAGGUUCUUGUGCUCCAAGGGGCACUUCCCCACCUACGUCAAUGCUGCUGAGAACGCUACAAGGAAGAGGAAGCGCAUUUUGAAUAAAAAGGUAGCUAAAAAGGAAGCAAAAGAAGUCAAGACAGAUUGUGAUAUGCUCGAGGCCAUUGAGGUAGAAAACUUAGUGGAGAAAGAUAGCAUGGCACUUGAGGAUCAGAGAGGGGAAAUAGAUGCAGAGAAGGCUCCGUCUGGUUCUGGAAAUGAUAAAGGGAAAGGGAAGAACUGUGGGAAGGUACCACUGGUAUCCAAUUCAGGACAGUCCCGGUUGUUGAGAGAGCUUGGUAUAAGAGUAUCACGCUACACAAAUGAGGAAAGAAGGAAUAUAAUACUUAAAUACAUGCAGAAAAGGAGUGGUAGACAAGCAGUUGACAGAUCCAUUAAGAUUCCCUCUCGACAAGCUUUGGCUGAAAGGAGGCAACGUGGUGUUGGAGGGAAGUUUCUUAGUAGAGAAGAGACACAGACCAUGAGCAGACAGGAAGAAACAUUGGACGAAGAGCCUGAAUUACCAGCAGAAGUAGUUGCAAAUGCUGGAGGAAUUCCAAUUGUCGGUAUGGUGUUUGAAAAUGAGGACAAGGCAUAUGACUAUUACAUCAAGUAUGCAGGAAGUGUAGGUUUUAGCGUCCGUAAAGGCUGGUGGGAUAAAUCUGCCAGAAAUGUUACUAGAUCACGGGUUUAUGUGUGCUCCAGAGAAGGCUUUCGGCCAAAAAACGAAACAAGGAGACCACGAGCAGAAACAAGAACUGGUUGUCCUGCUUGUAUGGCAAUCAAACUGACAUCCAGUGGUAAAUACCGUGUAAUGGAAUUUGUUGCCGAUCAUAACCAUCAGCUUGCUGCACCCUUAGACAUGCAGAUGUUGAGCUCAAAAAAGAUGCUAACUAAUGUUCAACCUUCUGGACGUCAGAAUGCUAGUAUUAUUCCUGUCGGAUAUAAAAAUUAUAUCCGAGUUAAACGUUCUAAGGCGGUGCAGUUGGGUGAUACAGGGGCCUUGUUCGAAUACUUUCAGAGGAUGAAAGGUGAUAAUCCAUCAUUUUUCUAUGCCAUCCAGGUUGAUGAAUACGAUCAAAUGACUAAUGUCUUCUGGGCAGAUGCAAAGUCCAUGAUGGAUUAUCACUAUUUUGGUGAUGCUGUAUGCUUUGACACAUCUUAUAGAGCAAAUGAAUAUGGCAGGCCAUUAGCUUUAUUUAUAGGCAUUAAUCAUCAUAGACAUGUGGUUAUUUUUGCUGCAGCAUUUCUAUAUGAUGAAAGUGUAGAAUCAUUUAAAUGGCUGUUUGAGACUUUUAAGACAGCAAUGUGCGGGAAGCAACCACACACAAUUUUCAUUGAUCAAUGCUUAGCUAUAAGUGAUGCAAUAACUGCUACAUGGCCUGGUACAGUUCAACAUUUAUGUGUUUGGCAAAUAUUCCAAAAUGCCACUAAGCAACUAGCAGAUGUCUUUGAAGGCUCAGAAAACUUUGCACAUGAUUUUGAACAAUGUAUAUAUUAUGAUUUUGAGGAUGAAGAUGAGUUUCAUUUGGCAUGGAAAUUGAUGUUAGAGAAAUAUGAUCUUAAGGAUAAUGAGUGGUUGACUAAACUAUAUCAAGAAAAGGAAAAUUGGUCCUCACCAUAUGGUCGGCAAACAUUCUCUGCAGAUAUAAAAAGUGCAUUAAGAGCGGAGAAUUUUGGUAGUUAUCUAAAAGAGCAUCUGAAUUUGGAAAAGGAUCUAAGAAGCUUUCUGGAGAUAUAUGAGUUAUUGUUAGAGCAGCGAAGAUAUAAUGAGUUGCAGGCAGAUUAUAAUGCAAAUCAACCCCACCCAAGAAUACCACCUUUAAGAUUGCUCUGGCAAGCUGCAAAUGCAUACACGCCUGCCGUGUAUGAUAUCUUCAGAAGAGAGGUCGAAUUGUUCCUUGAUUCUAUGGUGUACUGCUCUGGUGAAGCUGGAAUUCUAUUUCAGUAUGAGGUCACAGUCAAAGAAAAAAGUAAAGUGCACUGUGUCAGAUUUGAUUCAUCCAAUGGUUCUAUUAUAUGCAGUUGUGGUAAGUUGGAAUCUGUUGGGAUUCCAUGUUGCCAUGUACUAAAGGUAUUAGACCUCAGAAAUAUUAAAGAGCUUCCACCACAAUACAUUUUGAAGAGGUGGAGAAAAGAUGCCAAGGUUGGGAAUUUAAAUGAGAACCAUGGCAUCACCUUAGACAGUGACUCUAAAUCAUCUGUAUCAAAGCGUUAUAGCUCUCUUUGCCGCACAUUGUUCAAACUCGCUGCAAGGGCUGCUGAAAAUGAGGAAGCUUUCACAUUGAUGGUCAACCAUUCGGAUCAACUUCUCGACGAAGUUGAGCAAAUUUUGCAAGCAAGACUUCUUGAGAAACCAGCAAUCAGUGGCACAUCAAAGGGCCAUCCUCAUAAUCUGAUUGAUAGCAGAAAUUCAAGCCAUGGGACUGGUAAUGAUCCUCAAAAGCCUAGUGGAAAGAAGAAGAGCAAUGGAGGUACACGUCGUAGAAAUGAAAAUGAAGUUGAAUUAAAUAAACGGCAAAAGGCAAGAAAAGGACAACCUGAUGAUGCAGAAGUGUCAGCAAGAGAUAAUGAAACACAUGUUCCACCAAACAGCAUCUCCUCUCAACCAAGGAAUCCUGGAAAUCAGUUUCUUGUGCCUAAUCAGUUUAUGCAGGGGCCUUUUGUGGCACCUCACCAAUUUGGAGUUGGUGCCAUGCAAGGAUAUCCAAUGAGUCAAUUCGGUCAGGAUUCCUCAGCGUCAACUUUACCUCAACAGCCAUUCACUAAUAGUUCCCACUUUACUCAGGGAUUUCCUACUCCAGAUUUGCAAGCGCUGCAGUUCAUUGGGAACAAUGCUCAACUCGAUCAUCAAAGUAACGAUCAAGGACAAUGUGCUAUUCCAGUUUGGGAUUUUCUCUCCGAACGGUUCUCAGUGCGUGAUGUUGUAAAUGAGCUGCAUAUUCUUGUUGAGGGGUUGAAGUUAGGCAUGGUUUUGUUAACUUCACAUCCGUUUAUAGAAUGUAAUAUUCCAUCGGCCUAAGUAAAAUUUCAUUAUUUGGGCCACAGAAGAUUUCUCCACCUUUGUUAAAUUCAUGGUGUGAAGUUGUUUAUUGAAAAUCCAAAUCUUAAUACAACGAUUAUUGAUGGAACUCGUUAACGUUUA
Messenger RNA from Zingiber officinale, 4190 nucleotides. Its product is annotated as protein FAR1-RELATED SEQUENCE 4-like. The transcript is spliced from 8 exons. Lineage: Eukaryota; Viridiplantae; Streptophyta; Magnoliopsida; Zingiberales; Zingiberaceae. The record is from RefSeq and is a predicted model, not a curated record. Bases 270 to 4067 code for a protein of 1265 amino acids. Gene Ontology annotation, molecular function: zinc ion binding. Gene Ontology annotation, biological process: regulation of DNA-templated transcription.